This is a messenger RNA of Kickxella alabastrina, 5004 nucleotides long. Its product is annotated as P-loop containing nucleoside triphosphate hydrolase protein. Gene Ontology annotation, molecular function: ATP hydrolysis activity; ABC-type transporter activity; ATP binding. The coding region runs from base 309 to 4931 and encodes 1540 amino acids. The transcript has a single exon. Gene Ontology annotation, biological process: transmembrane transport. The record is from RefSeq and is a predicted model, not a curated record. Lineage: Eukaryota; Fungi; Kickxellomycota; Kickxellomycetes; Kickxellales; Kickxellaceae. Gene Ontology annotation, cellular component: membrane.
CCUCACACCUUGCACUGGCGCCCCUCCACAGCCUAUAUAAAGAAUAAUGAAUUAGUUGCCCCUUUUUUAUUUGGUAAAUGAGGAGUAGCAGACGGUCCAGCCAUUUUUUCCAUCUCUUUUUUCGUAUCUUUUCUAUUGCAAUUUCAACUUUAUUUUCAACUUUGAUUUUUAAACUCUAGGCUGUGCGCGAUCAAAAACAGUUACUCUGCUCCCACCUUCCCGCACCCCCUCUUUCUUUAUAUUUUUACAUACCAGCAACGAUAUAACCUACUGCGCCGCUGAUAGGUAUCAAUCCAAACAACCACCCAAUGCAGUCGCUGCUGCCGCCACUCUGUCCGUCGCUCGAGGGCUGGGGCCCGCUCAGCCCAAUCCGCCCGGUCGACUUUACCACCUGCUUCCAGCAUGGCGCGCUGGUUGCCGGCCUCAACCUCGCAUUCGUCGUGGGCGCCGCAGUGCGCCUGAGCGACCUUCGCAGCGCACCCCUGCUUCCGCGCGCCAUUGUUGUCUCGGGUACACUUUGGGCCAAACUCUUUGCAUCUGCUCUUGCCCUGGCCGCGUCCACCGCCGAGCUGGUGCUGCUCGCCGACCAACAGCUCGUGUUCAGCGUCUUUGGCAUCUCGCUGGCCCUGCAGACAGUAGCUGCUGCUGUAGCGCUGCGCCUGCAUUACAGGGAGCAGCUGGCCAGCCGCGUGGCCUCGACGCCGCUGCUGCUGUUCUGGCUGGCCACCGUGCUGCUUGCGCUGAUGCGGCUGCGCACUGCCGUGACGAUGGGACUGUGGAUCAGCAACGUGCCCGUGGUCGCUGCCAACGCUGGCUUCAUGCUGGCGGCGCUGGCGGCAUUGGUGCUGGAGUCGCAGCCCAAGCCGCACCUGCUGUACGAGCUCCCUGACGAGUGCGACGACGAUAACGACGACGAGGCUUUGUGCGCACUGCAGUCGCCCGAGGAGCGCGCAAACGUAUUUUCGCAGCUCACGUUCUCUUGGAUGACGCCGCUGCUCGAGGCCGGCUUCCGCAAGCCACUGCAGAUGGAGGACACCUGGGAGCUUGGUGCGGAGUACCGCCCGCAGGUCGCGACCGAACGCUUUCAGCACAACUGGCAGGCAGAACUGCAGUCCGGCCGGCCGUCGCUGUUCCGCGCCACCAUGCGCACGUACGGCAUACCGUGGAUGAUCGGCGGCCUGUACAAGCUGAUCAAGGAUUUGGUGUCGUUCCUCAACCCGAUCCUGCUGUCGCGUCUGAUUGGAUUCGUCAGCAAGUAUGGCUCUGCGGAUUCAGAGCCCAUCGAGUACGGCUACUUUUACGCGCUAUCCAUGUUUGUCGUUGCCACCAUCCAGACAAUGGCCUUCCAGCAGCACUGGGCGCAAAACCAGCGUGUCAACUGCCUGAUGAAGAUCAGCCUGACCACGGCAAUUUACCGCAAGACCAUUGCGCUGUCCAAUGAUACGCGUCAAAAAUACAACAUCGGGGGCAUCGUCACACACAUGAGCGUCGACUCGCAGCGCAUCGCCGACUUUUUUGCCAACUUUUCGCAUCACCUUUGGAGCACGCCUCUGCAGAUUCUACUGGCAUUGUAUCUGCUGCACCAGACUCUCGGGUGGAGCAUGUUCGCUGGGGUCGCCAUUAUGCUGAUUAGCAUCCCGACGUCGGCGCACAUCAGCCGCAUCAUGCGGUCGCUUAAUAAGCUGCUGAUGGGCUAUCGCGACCAGCGCAUGAAGAUUAUGGACGAGGUGCUGUCGGGAAUCAAGAUCAUCAAACUGUACGCCUGGGAGACCUCGUUCAUCCGCCGCAUUAACGACGUGCGUGUGCGCCUGGAGCUGGCCACCAUUCGUCGCUACGGAACAGUUCAGGCCGCCUUCUCAUUUGUCGUCACGCUGAUUCCGUUUGCCGUGUCCUUCUCGACCUUUGGUCUGUACAGCCUGGCCGACAACAAGUCGCAUGGCCCUCUGACCCCGCAGCUGGUAUUUGUGUCACUGACGCUGUUCAACAUGUUGCGUUUCCCGCUGUCGCACGGCCCGAUGGUCAUCCCUGGGCUGCUCGAGGCCAUGGUGUCGAACCGCCGCAUAUUUGACUUUUUGACCGCCGGCGAAAUCGACUUUGAGGCCGUCGACCACGCACCCUACGACCGCGACGCGCCGGAUGCGUCCAUGGACGACGUGCUGGUCAGCGUCAAGGGCGGCACGUUCAGGUGGCUGUCUGCAGACGCGCAACCGACGCUCAGCGAUAUCAACAUUGAAUGCAAACGCAGCGAGCUCGUCGCAGUGAUUGGCAGAGUUGGCUCGGGCAAGUCAUCGCUGGCAUCGGCGAUUCUUGGCGAGAUGGUUAAGAGUGCCGGUAGCGUGACUUUAUGCGGCAGCGUCGCUUAUGUGCCGCAGCAGCCGUGGAUCAUGAACGCGACCCUGCGCGACAACAUCUUGUUUGGCCACCGCUUCGAGCAAGAAUUCUACGACAAGGUCAUCAAUGCCUGCGCGCUGGGCCCCGAUCUCGAAAUGCUGCCGGGUGGCGACACAACCGAGAUCGGCGAAAAGGGCAUCAACCUGUCGGGCGGCCAAAAGGCGCGAGUGUCACUGGCGCGCGCUGUGUACUCGCGAGCGGACGUGUACAUUCUCGACGAUCCGCUGGCUGCUGUUGACGCACAUGUGGGCAAGCACAUAUUCACUCAUGUGCUGGGCCCACAGGGCCUGCUCAAGACGCGCGCGCGCAUACUGGUCACCAACGCGGUCCAAUAUCUGUCCAAUACCGAUCAGAUCGUCAUGCUCAGUGCCGGCGCCAUUGUCGACCGCGGGCCCUUUGCUCGCGUCAUUGCUAACCGGGGCGAGAUCUAUGAGUUUGUGCACAAGUACAUCGAGGGCGAGGGCAGCUCGUCGGCCAACAGCGGCGAGAGUGGCAACGCGUCGGACACAGAGUACUACGAGGACGAGGCCACACAAAACGAGCAGGACGGCAUGCCCGAGCCACUGGGCGUCGGUAUUCGCCGCAAGUCGACCAAGCAGACGCUCGGCCGCGCCAGCAUCGGCACCGUCCAUGAGUCUAUGGCCCGCCGCAGGGUGUGCGGCAACGGUAACAACAACCUGCAGGAUGCGACAGCUGGUGCCUUGGUCGCUGCCAACAACACUGGCCGCACGAUGACCACUGAGGUGAGCCGCCAGGGCAAGGUCGAGUGGGAUAUAUACCGCAUAUACGCCAAGGCCUGCGGCAUGCGCAAUGCAGUCAUGUUUGGAGUCGCCCUGCUGUCGUCGUCAGUGAGCAAUGUUUCGGCCAACAUGUGGCUUAAGCACUGGGCAUCUUCAAACAGCAGAACCGAUGUCGACUCUGGCAUUAUGCUUUUUUCCAUAGCCCGCCACACAGUGUUCUACUACCUGCUGAUCUACGGCGCCCUCGGCUUACUGGGCGCGUCGAUGAGCUCGCUGCAAUCGCUGCUGCUGUGGACGCGCUGCUCGAUCAGAGCGUCGACAAAAAUCCACGACAAUAUGCUGUCUAGCGUCCUGCGCUCGCCCAUGUCGUUCUUUGAUGUCACGCCGCUGGGCCGCAUCCUCAACCGCCUCUCGUCGGAUCUGCAACGCUGCGACGAGGCACUGCCGCGCUCGGUGUCAGGCAUGAUCAACACAAUGGUCAGCGUUAUUUCAGCUGUCUCAGUCAUUGGAUUCUCGACACCUCUCAUGCUUGUUUUGAUGUUCCCGCUCGCCUUCGUCUACCGCUACUUGCAGCAGCGCUAUCUGUACAGCAGCCGCGAGCUCCGCCGUCUCGACUCGACCACUCGCAGCCCCAUAUUUUCCCACUUCCAAGAAUCCAUCGGCGGCGUCUCGACCAUUCGUGCUUAUGGUCAGCACUCGCGGUUUGUCGCUGAAAACGAGCACCGUCUGGAAAAGAACAUCCGCGCGUAUUACACGUAUCAGUCGCUCAACCGCUGGCUUUCAUUACGUCUGGAGUCUUUGGGAAACUUGGUUAUGCUUGGCACCACGAUGCUCGCCAUUGUGUCUCUUCAGUACUACGGAUAUGGCGACGCCGGGCUUGUUGGUCUCUCAGUGGCAUACGCAUUGGACUUUACGAGCUCGCUCAAUUGGUCGGUCAGGAGCUACACUGAGGUUGAAAACUCCAUGAUCCAGCUCGAGCGUGUGGUCGAAUAUGCACGCUUGCCAUCUGAGGCUCCUGAGGUUAUUGAGGACAACCGUCCGGCGCAGUCCUGGCCAGAGCAAGGUACGGUUGAGUUCAAAGGAUACUCAGCCAGGUAUCGCGAGGGACUUGACCUGGUACUUCGCGACCUGUCGUUCCGCGUGCUGCCCAAACAGAAGGUCGGCAUUGUGGGCCGUACGGGCGCUGGCAAAUCUUCGCUGACUCUGGCACUGUUCCGGAUCAUUGAAGCCGCAGGUGGCCAGAUUUUGAUUGAUGGCGAGGACAUUGCCCAGUACGGUCUGUAUGAUGUGCGUAGCAAGCUGUCGAUCAUUCCGCAGGACCCUGUGCUGUUUGCUGGCACGGUUCGCGAGAACCUUGAUCCCUUCAACAGCUAUUCAGACCAGGAGAUCUGGCAUGCACUCGAGCACGCACACCUGGCCGAUGUCGUGCGCUCCAAGGACGAGGCACUCGAAUUUGUAGUCGCGCAGGGCGGCGAGAACUUUAGCGUCGGCCAGCGCCAGCUCAUCUGUCUUGCGCGUGCGCUGCUCAAGCGCGCCAAAGUGCUUGUGCUCGACGAGGCCACGGCGGCAAUUGACAACUCGACCGACUCGAUAAUCCAGGAGUCCAUCCGCAAGGAGUUCAAGGACUGCACCGUGCUGACCAUUGCGCACAGGCUCAACACGAUUAUUGAUAGUGACAUGAUAUUGGUUGUUGAUGGCGGCAGGCUCGCUGAGUACGACACGCCAGGCAACCUGCUGGCUGAUGAGACCAGUCUGUUUGCUAAGCUUGUCGAGGAAUCCCGCAACAACGACUCGCAAUGAUAUGUAUAGCUAUUUUUUCAACACGCACAUGUACGCAAUACAAAUGAAAUAAUAAACUACGCUGAUGCACGCU